GAAUGGUGGCGUUUAGUCUUUGAUAUGCAAGCUGAAUAAUCCACUCCUAUCUCUUUCAUUUUCUUUCUCUCUUUCAGAAAUCUAAAUCAGUGUAUUUCGUUAUGGCGUUUCUACUUAAUAAAGCCUCCACGAUUUCUCGAUUCGCUUCUUCUUCUGCUCAGAAAGUGAAUCCAUCGUUUCUUCAAUCGUCUCGCCGUGGAUUUCAUAUUGAACUUGGUGCUCGUGAGAAAGCUCUUUUGGAACCACACCCAGCGCUGAUACGUUUCAAGUCUACUAAAAAAACUGAGCACCUAGUCAGAAGAUUUGGAGAUGUCCUCGCCCUUGUUGUCAUUUCUGGAGGUUGUUAUGAGGCGUAUGUCAGAAAAACAUGAAGGAAAGAAGCUUGUAAGGAGGCAAAUUGACGGGAGGUCAUAAUGUAGGGUAUUCUCCUUGUAAGCUUUGCUUUGUUCUGCUCUUUUCCUUCCUUCCUCAUUAAAAUCAUUAAGUCUUUUCAAUCACUCCUCUAAGAUCUUUUUCCGGUUUUUUGAAUAAAUAAAGAAAGUUUUGUAGCUUAUUGCUUUGAGAUUAAGCUUGUAAAGAAAGAGUGAUUAACAGUGGGUGGUUUGUCUAAAAAUAACUAAAUAAGGAUUCUUCAGUGAGAUACUUCCUGCCUUUCUUGCAGUGAAAUAUUUCAUAAUUACUAAAAUCACGAACAUUCUGGUGUUUCAGAAUGUAAUUGUCUGUUUUUUCGGUUAA
Molecule: messenger RNA, 735 nt
Organism: Papaver somniferum (opium poppy)
Lineage: Eukaryota; Viridiplantae; Streptophyta; Magnoliopsida; Ranunculales; Papaveraceae
Product: succinate dehydrogenase subunit 7B, mitochondrial-like
Exons: 4
Coding region: 102-371 (89 amino acids)
Source: RefSeq, a predicted model, not a curated record